Anopheles cruzii is the source of this 1408-nucleotide messenger RNA. RefSeq names its product protein obstructor-E-like. The transcript is spliced from 4 exons. The record is from RefSeq and is a predicted model, not a curated record. Lineage: Eukaryota; Metazoa; Arthropoda; Insecta; Diptera; Culicidae. The coding region runs from base 169 to 906 and encodes 245 amino acids. Gene Ontology annotation, molecular function: chitin binding. Gene Ontology annotation, cellular component: extracellular region.
AGUGAGAGUCUCAUCAAAGCUGUCGCGUAUUUUAUUGGUAACUCCGGCCACGUUUGGACAUACCUGGACCGCAGCCAGUACGCAGCCACCGGAGCCGGGCCAACAAGAGCACAGUAGCAGACCCGCUGGACUAGAGAAAGGGGAUCGGAUAGUACCGUACCGGGCGAGAUGGUCAGUUGUGAGCUGCUCCGGCCACUAGUGAGCAGCCUGCCAUGGUUGCUGGUCGCGCUGCUGCCACUGACAGACGCACAGUUCCAGUGUCCGAAGAGCCGGGGACAGUUCGAGGAUGCGGUCCAGUGCGACAAGUACUACGUGUGCGAUGAAGGCGAGGCCACGGAGAAGCUCUGCCCGGACGGGCUAGUGUUCGAUCCGACGACCAAGCUGAUCAACAAGUGCGACCAACCAUUCAACGUGGACUGUGGCGAGCGUUUCGAGUUGCAGCCGGCCCAGAGUACGAGUGAGACCUGUCCGCGCAAGAACGGGUUCUUCGCCCAUCCGGACCCGGCGAUCUGCAACGUGUUCUACAGCUGCAUCAACGGUGAAGAGCUGGAGAUGAGCUGCACCGCUGGGUUGCACUUCGACGAGAAAUCGGGCACCUGCGUCUGGCCGGACGUGGCCGGGCGGGAGGGUUGCGGUAGCAACGCCAACAAGAAACUGAACGACGGGUUCCAGUGUCCGAAGGAAACGCGCUACGACAAGAACGGUCAGGUCAUCACGCACCCCAACUACCCGCACCCGACCGACUGCAGCCGGUUCUACUACUGCCUGAGCGGUGUCGAGCCUCGCCUCGGCCAGUGUGACGCAAAGCUCGUCUACAACGAGGACCUGCAGCGGUGCGAUCAGCCGGACAAUGUUCCAGAAUGCAAAGACUGGUACAAGGAGGAGGACAGCGCGAACAACCACUAGCCGGCGGCCGGCGGCCGGCGUUGCCCGUAGCUCCGCAUCCCCGAUCUUGCGAGACCCUCCACGAAAACAGCAACAACAGUAGUAGCAGUACGUGACCGGUGCAUGCUGGGCCAUUACUCAUCGGCCAUCCACGGCGGCACGUCUAGGAGUCGUCGGCUGGCCGUAAAUUAUGAUUCCGUAAGCCGCCAGUGGCGACUAUUAUGGCUGGCCGGAUGCCAUGGCUCUAUUGUUUCCACCAUCACCACCCAUCAACCCGGCUUGGCUAUAUGCCUGCCCUGCAGACCCGCCAUCAAACCCGUCAGCUCACUGACAACACUUGGAAACCGGAUUGGUACCGCAUCAAACUCUUCGGGCGUGUCCAGCCACCGUUCCGUUCCAGGUAUUUGGGGCCAAAUUAUAUAUUUUCGAAAGACCAAGAAAAAAGACCACUAAAGUCGGAAUGUGCGUGGAGAGGCGCACCACAGUCACGGCGGGGCACACGGGGCGCAAAUAAAAACAAAAC